Messenger RNA from Periophthalmus magnuspinnatus, 2878 nucleotides. RefSeq names its product interactor of little elongator complex ELL subunit 2 (gene ice2). Gene Ontology annotation, cellular component: transcription elongation factor complex. Bases 134 to 2734 code for a protein of 866 amino acids. The transcript is spliced from 15 exons. NCBI's taxonomy places the organism in Eukaryota, Metazoa, Chordata, Actinopteri, Gobiiformes, Gobiidae. Gene Ontology annotation, biological process: positive regulation of transcription by RNA polymerase III; snRNA transcription by RNA polymerase III; snRNA transcription by RNA polymerase II. The record is from RefSeq and is a predicted model, not a curated record.
GUGUGUGUUGUUGUUAGCAUGUUUAGCAUGUGGUUAGCAACGUGACACAACACAGUUGUGCGUAUGGAUGGAGACAACAUAAAGAGAGAGAAAUAAACGUGGAUGGAGAGAAGUUAGAGAGAAGUAAACGUAGAUGGAGAUUGUUUGGGAAGAUCCCCCAAUCCCCGAAGGUCCCAUUUUCUCCAGGGAUCUUUAUGACAAAAUUGGCUUUGGCCCCACCAUUCAAGAGCUGUGGAGCUCCCUACAGAGCCCAGAAGCUAACAGCCCUCCCAAAGAACAGAACACUGAGAGCCCCACUACUCCAGAGCCUGUGCAGGAUGACAGCAUCAGAGAGGAGAGCAGCUGGAUCAGUGGUGACUCUGAGGACUCCGCCAUGGAAACCCAAGACCCUAAACUUAUGGAACCUUGCAAAAAGAAACAAAAGGGCAAAAUUCCGUUUCCAGAGCCUCGAGUCCCAUACCCCUGUUUGUCUGCGCUGUCCAAAACCGAGCAAAGGAAGUGUCUCAACUUUAUGUUGACUCGCAAGAAGGAGAUUCCUCUGUCUCAGGUCAUUUUGAAUAAACUUAAUAAUGAAAUAAUGCAGUUUAUGAAUUAUCUGCAAGAGGUGUCCAGAAUGUGUGCUGGAGACUACAGCGUCAUACCCCAGGCAGCACUGCAGUACUUUGAGGAGGUUUUCCACUGCAGUUUGGAGUACAUACAGAGCCUUCCUUCACUCUAUCAGAUCCAUGAGUUGACCAGUCUGACCGGAGGCAGAUUCAACCCAGAGCUCAGUCUAACGUUUGAAAAGCAGCUUCUGCACAUGGGCAGUGUGGAUGUUGCACACUACAGGCCAGUGAAUACUGGGGCUCAGAUUGCAUCGGAUUAUCAGACUGUUUCAUCACUCUGUCCUCCAGCUAAAAAAGCUGCGGAGCUGCACGCUUCCAUCAGCAGUGACCAUAACGCCUCCAGACUGUGCAGCAGCUACGAGCCUCAUGUGUGUCUGACUCGAGAUGCUUUAGUGCAGCUCCUCAACAACCAUGGCCCUGACUUCAAGGAAGAGUGGGAGCUCCCUGUCCUCAUCAAGACCAACCCUUCUAAAGACAAAACUCAGAAGAAAACCGUAUUCAUCGACUCGCCUCUGUUGAAGACUGAAGUGACGGUACGAGAGAGGAGCCAUAUUUACCACGAGGAGUCUCUGAAGCUGUUCAUCAGUAAAGCCAGCACCAAGAGUGUGUCUGAAGUGAUCACCGAGCUCCCUACCAGCGAGCAGCCUGCACUCGAGAGAAGCUUGGCCCCUCUGGACACUGACAGCCUUGACUUUGAGGUGGACUUAAGUGAUCUGGAAACUUUUGGAGAAAAUGCAUCUAAUAAAACACCUAAAAAACAUACAAAGACGGAAGGUAGCUUGGGUCACACAAGGAGUUCAGGCAAAAAAGCAAGCAGGAAUUUAAAUGAGGAAACAAACAGUUCUCAGUCUGAUCCUGUUAAACCCAAAGUUUCUCAGAGCAAAAGUAGUGACCCGGAAAGCGACAGCAGUGUUCUGUUAAUCGCAGAUUCAGAUGAUGACAAGUUGUUUAUUGAUGAUGUGUCUCCUAAAGACCCAAAGCUCUCUCAAACUCCAGAGUCACCUUCUCCCACAACCAGGAGGAGCAAGAACCCAAAGAUGAAAACCCGCUCUUCUGGGGAUCAGUUGGGUCAGAUUCUCCAAAUGCAAACAGCCAUGUUCACUUCAAAUCCCAACGAUGGCACCAAAUCCUCAAACCCACCACAAGACGCCAGCCCUCCGCCCAAACAAAGUGCACCCACCCAUGUCCACCCAACCUCUAUGGUGAAGGCCUGCGUGUCCUCGUACCUGGAGAGAAAUCCAAACCAGGAAGAAGAGACCGGAGAUGCGCUCCAGUCUGCUGCUUCUGCUCCAAAGGCGACUGAGUUUAAAAAAAUCUUGUCCCAGGCUCUCCAGGCAGUCUCUGAAGAUGAGUGUGAUUAUGACUGUCCCGAGGAGGGGAAUGUCUUGUUUAAACUCUACAGUUUGGACGGGCUGCUGCUUCUGGUGCGCUCCUCCAUCUCUCUUGGACACAACCGGAAACUGGGCAACCAAACCCAGUGCGUGCCUUUGAAAAUCCUGCCAAAGCUUGAAUACCAGUUGACUUACGGCGUCGAAUGCCUGAGCAGCAGUGAGGCGUGCCAGCUGUGGACUGAGGGAUUACUUCACUCAAGCACUGAGCUUUUCAUAGCUCACAUUGAUGCCCUCACAUCCAGACUGGCACUGGUGAGGAAGCUGCCAGACGACUGGAUCCACAACAUCUCCUGUGGAUUCAAGCCUGCAAAGUCUCUCAACAUUCUGCAGCAUCUCCUUCAGAAGUUAGUUGGGUUGGAUGAAGGGCAGUACCUGCUCCGGCACAAGGUUGGUGAGCCGUUUGUGAACAUACUGAAGACAGCUCAGGGCAAUGGCAGACAGGGCGUCUAUAACCUACAGCAGGCUCACAGCCACAUGCCCCAGCCCCCCGCCGCCCCCGCCGCUGCGUCCGCCCCCGCCGCUGUCGUUCCCUGGAUACCCCUGGACCCAUCCGUCUGCCUGCCCUUCCACCGCCAACAUGGCCGCGUGCCCUGCACCUUUCCCCCUCAAGACUUCACUCCGCCCCAGAAAGGUGUGACCCCACCACAGCCUUACAACAAGAGAGGGGGGCAGCCUGGAGGCAAAAAACCCAAAAAGAAGAACACAAAGAACAAAUACACUCCUAAGUUUAAAAGAUGACGCUCCUGUUUAUAGUGAUGUGGGUUAAAGCUUCAUUUAUGCAGAUGUCUAUAUGUACAUAGUUCUGGAUGUAUUUUUGUUUUCUGUAAAUAUUAAUUGCAUACCUCUUUGAACCAAUAAAAUUCUAAAUAUUUGACCACUUUC